Danaus chrysippus (African queen) is the source of this 1068-nucleotide messenger RNA. Lineage: Eukaryota; Metazoa; Arthropoda; Insecta; Lepidoptera; Nymphalidae. The record is from the annotation of a GenBank genome assembly.
AUGUACGGUAGAGCGGUAGUGAUCGGAGUUUUCGUGAUUUUGUUUCUGUUUGAAGUGAAUAUGGCAUCUGAGACGAAGAAUGGACAAGGGAAGACGACUCUGUUUUUUUACCCUUUUUACUACCCGGUGUACUAUUUCCCAUAUUACAUGCCUGCUGUAUAUCUUUACGUUUUUCUUUUAUUUUUCUUCUUUGGAUUCUCUUCAUCAAUAUGGCUGCCUAUCACUAAAUUCAGACGGUCAAGACCAACAAAGCCACCACAAUUUCCACCACCCGCUGAACUUAAAGAGGAACAUUUGUAUAAACUAAAGAUACCCAACAAAAAACUAUGCGACGAAAUGGAGAGAAAUCAGAACGGGAAGUACCUUCUCAUACCCUGGCUGUCCCUGAACUGCCAGGUCUUGAAGGAUGAAGUAGCGAAGAAUCUGUCUCCCGGGGAUGUUCUACCGAUCCACAGAGCUGUCAUAAAUAAACUUUUCUCAUACAGAAGAAGCGGCCUGUUGAAAUAUUAUAGCAGAACCACAUUGCCACAUAUGACAAUAUUUCUACACUUAUCAAGUGUGCAUUCAAAGAAGAAGUACAAAGUUAGAUCAUCAGAAAGUAUAGAGAAUAUUUUGUACUACCAAGACUGCAAUCAUAAGAAAACGACAGAAGCACCUGUAAUGCUUCGAGGUGCUACUCAGCAGCAGGAAUGCAAGAUGUGUUGCACCAUGUGCUGUGGGGACCAAUGCGUUAACACCAAUCAAUUAUCUAUGGGAAGACAAGCACAGGGUGUGAAUAUAGAGCCCAAAGUACAACCACUACUACCCACAAUGCAGCCAAGAGAGAGAAGAAAUAAAAUUAAGCCACUAAACGAGAUGCCUCAACCGAAAAGACGUGGCUUGAGCUUCACUAGAGAGAAUAUAAAGAGUCUUAUUUCACAUGAUGAUGACAUCAGAAAGAUUUUGAAAGAUCUGGUGAGAGUCACUAUGCAGAAAGUUGAUCUCAUGGAACUGUUAAACUCUAGGAGGAAGAUGGAGAACAAUCCUGAACCGAAAAAUGAUUCAGAGGAUUCUGAAAAUGAUUUGUGA